Lutzomyia longipalpis is the source of this 9056-nucleotide messenger RNA. Its product is annotated as Krueppel-like factor 7. Gene Ontology annotation, biological process: regulation of transcription by RNA polymerase II. The record is from RefSeq and is a predicted model, not a curated record. Bases 1590 to 2660 code for a protein of 356 amino acids. Lineage: Eukaryota; Metazoa; Arthropoda; Insecta; Diptera; Psychodidae. The transcript has 4 exons. Gene Ontology annotation, molecular function: RNA polymerase II cis-regulatory region sequence-specific DNA binding; DNA-binding transcription factor activity, RNA polymerase II-specific.
ACAACCGAGUCAGCUACCUACGGAGGCAGAUCGCAUUGCACGUGCUUCGCCCAAAUCCACGUGUCGGCUCCCGUUCGUGUGAUCGCGAAAAGUCGUUGCAGCGGCGUCUGUUAGAUUUUUUCAAAAAAUUUUUAAGUGACGUGUCGUGAUAUUUCCAUCUCAUUCCCGCUGCCUCCAAGUGUAUGUGUGGUUUUAUAUUUGAAACAUCGCAUCUCACUCUCACACACCGGCUGGCGUGUGAGCCGCAAAGUCGCCAUUCCGUGUGGAACACAAAGCUCGUUUUGCCGGCUAAAAAGGGAGACAUUGCUCACUGUAUGAGGGAGAUGGUGCAUAGCUGCGAGAACGAGAAAACCAUCGUGUGUUACCAUCGCACAACAGAGCACUUGCCGAAUUGGAAAUAAGUGAGGGUGUGUGUGUGUGUGCGGUGUCGUGACAUGAAUUGAGAAUACAUUGGUGGAGGUUCUUCUGUGGAAGCAACAUUAACGCGCAUUGGUGUAUUGGUGAAUCACCCAUCAUUCUUAGCUCCGUGGUGUUUCUCGAGUGCAGCAUUUGGCAGUCUCGUUGACACCGGCUUCGUGUUCAAAGCGCACCAUUUGGGUCGCACUCACACCGUUGAUACGUGACUAAUUUUUACAACAGAGUUUGAGGAGAGUUUUUUCUCGAGAACCGCCGAAAGUGUUUCAGUGGCUCUUUUUCGGGAAUUCAAGGAGAAUUUAAAAAAAAGUACAUCAGAGAGAGAAAGAUUUGAAUAUUGCAGGAAGUUUCGACGUCGAAGAUAAGCCUGCAUUGUGGAUCUGCUUGAUCUGUGACUUCGCUAUAUAUAGUGAAAUCAUUAUAUAUACAAAUAUAAGUGGAUUUGUUCCUCGAUUCUUAUAUGAAAAGAGAAUACGAGGAUGAUAUUGUAAGUUCCUUGUGUACCAUGGAAUAGCCAAGGAACAUCUCUAAUUUCAUGAGUUCUUAAAUGUAAUAAAUGAGAGAUUGAGUGAAUUUGGUAACAUUGAGAACAAGAGAGAGAGAGUGGGAAGAAUAUUCUCAAAGUUGCCGGGAAUUUAUCUCAUAACUCAAAAAAGUGUUGGAUGCUAUAUAGCAGAUACAUACAUAUACAUAUAGUACAUAGUUGGUACAUCUAAGUGUUUUAAGACGAUAUAGGUGUUAGAUAUUUUGUGAAAUAAGAUUUUAGAGAGAGAGAACAUUGCAUUUGGAUAAUGAAUCCAAGCUGUGCUAUGUGUUUAAAUAUCAAAUAACCCAUUUUAGAGGUAUAGAGUGUUGAUACAUUGUCAAAGAUUGAAAGAGAUUCUCCGCAUCUAAGAUUACGUCUCCAAAAACGCAAUUUGCAACUCUAAAUAGGUUUGAGGUGUUUCAUUUCUACUCUGGCAUAUGUAUAAAAAGUAAAAAUAAAGGUGUUUAAUGAUGUGGUCUGAGUGUUUCAAUUGAAAAGAGAAAAAAAGCUCAACUGCGACAUUCCCAGUGGAAAAAUUUCUUAAAGUGAAGUGUAAGAGGUGAACCCAAAAGUGAAAACAGCUUAAGUAAAACCCCCCUGAGUGAUCAUCAUUAGAGAAAAAGUGUCGUCUACCAAGUCAGCCAUCGACAUGGAUAUCUUACCAAGUGGCAAUAUCUUCCGGGAGUUGCAGGACAUCCACGAUACAGGAUACUUCACAUCGCAGGGAUCCAUUGAGGAUCAAUGGCAACAGACGUGUUACGAGAUGGAACAGUACCUCAAAGACGAGCCGAAGCUGCAGUCCUACAAAAAACUCCCCACAGACCUCGACACACCGUGGGACCUCUUCACAGCACCCACCGUAUCAGCAUCAUGGAAAGUAGUUGAUCCACUGUGCUUAGAUGAAAUAAAUCUGAGUGAACGACCCCUUGAUUCCCUGUCUAUGAGCUCAGCAUCAUCCGCGUGUUCAGGUGUGUCGUGGGAUAGUUCGCUGAGUUGUGCGGUUGUUGUGAAGAAGGAGCGCCUGGACGAUGAGUACGAAGACAAUUCGGACGGGUGUGAGGAGCAUCCGUGUAAGAUGCUCCAAACGAAAACAGAGAGUGCCAUUGAGCUGCGAUUAGUCGCACGAACGGCCGAUCAGACUGACCUGCUUCCCACGCUAACGCCCCCCUCGUCCCCGGAAUCGGUGAGGAAUAACGGAGCGUCGGAAGCAGAACUCGCCCUUCUGGGGCACCAAGGGAUCCUGAGGGUAUCCCCCAAUGGUCACCUGCCGCGAAGUGCUCUUGUCCGGUUUACGGCCGCCGGGAAGAAUGCCCUCAGUGUAGCACGGUUUAUUCAGGUCAGCCAACGACUACCAUCCGGCUCAUCCACAUCGCAUCGUGCCACCAACUCCCCCAGUUCACCCACAGUCACAGGAAAACAUCACCAAAGACAACAUGACCACAGUCCGGACUCGAAGCGUCGGAUACACAAAUGCCAAUUUCUUGGUUGCAAGAAAGUAUACACGAAAAGCUCACAUCUGAAAGCUCACCAAAGAACACACACGGGUGAAAAACCAUACAAAUGCUCGUGGGAAGGAUGUGAAUGGAGAUUUGCAAGAAGUGACGAACUAACGCGUCACUACCGGAAGCACACAGGCGCAAAACCCUUCAAAUGCCGUCACUGUGAUCGAUGUUUCUCACGAUCGGAUCACCUGGCGCUCCACAUGAAGCGGCACGUCUAAAUUCCCAGGCAUGCACAAACGUCUUUUUUUCUCCCAGCAAUUUAAAAAGCCGCACUUCCAUUCGUUCCUUCAACAAAUUCCCCCACCGGAACUGCCGCAAAUAUCUGGAAAUGGCGUUAAACGUCCCAGCUAAACCAGAAGCACACCAUGGAGUUCAACAGUUCAGAGUGGGUAAAAACGGAAAUUGCACGUUUUUAAUAUUUUAUGUUUAUUUUUGUAAAAUUGCAAAAACUGUAAACUCGUAUUGGGGGUUGAAAAAUUGUGUCGAUAUGUAAAUUUUAAGAUCGGGAUUAAGUGGUUUAUAAAAUGGUAGAAACUACAUCAAAAAAUGAGCUCAUAAAUGAAUCAAAAACAAUCAUUCGGCAUGUAAAUUCUUACAACGUAAAAUAUUUAAAUGUCAUUGUAAUUUAUUUAAAAAAGAAACUAUAUAUCCCCUCCAAUUCGGCUCAAUAAUCAUUUUCCUACAUUUUCCACAAAAGAUAUAAAGUGAAAGAAAAAAAAAGAACAUGGAGUUAGGAGAUAAACUUCACUGCCAUUUACUGAGGAGUGUGUUUUUGUUAAGGGGCCAGUUUAAGGAUUAAGUUGUUAAUGAAAGUUUUUAAUUUUAAUACGAAUAAUUUUUAAAUUUAUGUAAAUUACUUUUGUCGUCUCUUUUUGUACCAGAUGUAUUUUUUUAUAUUUCUAAAAAAAAGCGUAGCAAUAUAGUUUUUUAAGUUUUAUUUCUAAGUUCUCAUAUAUAAGAUAUUUUAGUUUGUACUGAGAUGAUUUUUUUAAUAUAUAAUUUUGGAUUCCAGUGGAAUAAUUACAUGAUCGUUUUAGACGACUUAAUACGCCAAAAAAGUCCUGUGUAGAACUUACAAAAUACUAUACAAUUUUAGUUUUAUCGAGUUACCAAUAGUAUGAUGAAAUUGUACUAAAAUUUCAUUAAAUGUUCGUUUUAUCCUUAUGAUUAGCAUUUAGUUUUCAAUCAUACAAACGGCUUUUAUUUUAAACAGUGUCUUAUGUUUUUAGUUUCUAUUUUGUCUUCAUUUUCUUACAGAAAAUUGUUAAAGUUGUUCAAACUUGUGGAUUUUUUUUAUAAGCAAAUAUAAUAGGGUAUACUGCAGUGCAAGACUAUUUUGAUAUUAAUUGGAUCUAUUUUAAUUAGAUUUAUUUUGUGAAUUAAACCCACAAAAAUUGAUUCAGCAAGAGAAAUAAAACCUCAUCCAUGGAAUUUCAACUGAAAAAAAUUUUAGAAAUUCGCAUUUCUAAAGAUUCUUGAAAUUGGGUUUCAGGUUAGGUGGGUAAACCUUUUUAUCCUUAAAAAUAUUGCCUGGUGAAAGAUUGAACAUCCUAAAAACGUCGUUAAAUAUUGAUCAUAAAAAACGUUGCAAAAGUUAUCUCAAUUAAUUUGUGCAUUAAAAAAAUAUAUUUUAAUGAGAUUUAAAUUUUCUUAGGUAGAUUAAAAUCUUAGGAGCUUAAACAUACAUUCAGCUCCUACGAAAACUCACACGCUCCUACUUGAAAUUGCAAGAAUUGGGGGCAAGGUAAACUCAAGGAUAGAGGAGUUAUUAAAAGGGGCUUUAAUGAAUCAACAUGACUCCCAAAAAAGAAGCAUUUUCAACAGGAAAACUCAUUUUUUUUAUUAAAAAUAAAGAAGAUAUUAAGCAAGAAAACAAAAAGUCAAUAACAUCCAAAUUUUUAGCUCUCGAGUUUGAUGGCACAAAUGUUCUGCUUCUGAUAUCCCACCUUCUCCCUACGUAGACAGCCGCUUGAUUACAAUUAGAUGAAUUCGCAGAUCCGAUCAAAAAUAAAGUCAUUCAUUGUCAAAUUUCUCAAACAUCUCUUGUAGACUUCGUAAUUUGGGAUAAUGGCCAAUUCUGCAAAAUAUUUACGAUCCAAUGGGCAUUUGGGUUGCUUCAAAGUCCAUCUUUCUAGGCAAUUUCGGCAAAAUAUGUGAUUGCAACAUUUUGGCACAGCGAGCUCUUUUCUAAAGUUGAAUUUUGACAGGCAAAUCUGGCAUCUAUCGAUGAUAUCCAUUAUUCAGUGGGUUCAGUGAAUUUUUCCUUUUUUUAUUAUUGGAAAAUAUUUUACAAAAAAUAAUAGAUUUUUAACGAAAUAACUUUUGCAAUCUCUAAUUUUAUUUUUAAUAUGCUUCAAUUCUUUUUUUCGGAAUGCUUAGUUUCAUUUUAUUAAAAUUUCAAAACGAUCUUUGAACUUUUGCUACGUUAAUUACUUUAAAAUUAUACUUACAAUAAGAAAAAGAUCUUGUACUGCAACAUCCUUAUCGACUUAUAACGUACCUAUACAUUGCAUUUAAUAUCCAUAAAACUCAAUCACCCCAGUGGAAUCUUAACAGAAGUUUGAACAACUUUAUACUGAAUUUUAAAAAAAUCAGUUUAUUAAAAUGAUUUUUCAUCAUUUCUUGAACAUUUCUAUGAAGAAUCCCAUUUAUUCGAAUAAUAACCUACACAGUGUGUUCUUGAAAAUGCUUAAAUGGGCACCCAUUUGUGUUUCCCCGUUUUGUACUGUAAAUUCAGCAAAGAUUAAAGUGAAUAAAAAAAGAUAGUGUGGUAGAUAUGUGAGACAUAGCAAGAGGUUAUAUAUAGUGAAGAAAUAAAACCUAAAUAGUGAAAACAUUUUAAAGAAAAUGAAAGAAAAUUAAGUUAAAAAAAACAUAAAAAAGAACAGUCGCUGUCGUUUGUGUGAUGCAAUUCUGUGAUCCGCAUAUAUAUUUAUACAUAAAUAUAUAUACACGUAUAUUUUUGGUGGCCAUAGAAGCCAAAAAAAAACAAGAAGAAUAAAUCAUACCUGUAAGAAGUAAUAGGAAAAAAGAGAAAAUAAAAACUUGGAUAUUUUUAAGGGUACGACGGUGUGAGAAAGUAAAAAAUAAGUGAAAAUGAUGUAAAAUGCACUGGUUGGUGUUUUUAUUUCUCAUUUAUUGAGGAUCAAUGAUCUAACCAUUGAUCCUUGAAGAAUUUUUUAGAUAAAUAUUAGAUGAAAAGGAAUCAAAAGAUGGUGUCUGAUGUGUGAGAAAAAAAUAAAAAGGAAAUUCUUUUAGCAUUGUGAAAUUUUACAAAGUGAAAGCAACCACUAAUUUCUUUACAAAAUAUCGCACAUUUUUUUAUAUUAAUUUUUUUAUUGAAGUAUAAACCACAAUAUUUGUGCAAUUGUAAUUAAUAUAAUAAAUAUUGUUCUUUUAGGGUAAUUUUAGCUCACUCAUUUUCUUUUUUUCUCGAAGAAAAUUAAUAAAAUCAUAAUUUCAGUGUGAUCCUGUAUGAGAAUUUUUUUUUCGUAUGAUAAAUGUUUAAUCUGUUUUUUUUUAAAGAUAAUUCAGUGCACAAAAGUCAAAAAAGCGGUACACAAACCUUUUAUUCCAGAGAAUUGUAAGUGUUAAAAAAUAAACAAGAAAAAAAGAGAAACAUUACAAAAUUAAUGUGUCAAAAGUAUUAAUUAAAGACUGCUGAAGGACGAUCCGUUGAUUAGAGAGAGAUAUGAGAUGAUAAAAAGUCAAAAAAAAAUCAUACCUCUUUAUAUUUACAUUUUAGGGUACAUCAAGUGUGGAAAUAUCUCUUUUUUAUACACAAAAAACUGAAAAAAAUCGCGAUCACACGUGGAUUUCCACUGAUCGCAAUCAAUAGUUUGUAGAUGAUGAAAAAAAUUCAAUUGAAAAAAUAUAUAAGAAAAUUUUCUCCUCCAUUCAAAACAAAGCAAGAAAAACUGCAGUAAAUAGAUACACAUCUUGAUCACUCAUUCCAAUGAAUAAUUUUGUCAUGCGCAGGUGAUCGAUCGGAUUUUUUGAAAUUUAAGGAAAAUAAAAAAUUGCGAUCUCCAGGUAAAUCAAAAAAUAAAAAAAACAGCAUAGAGAAAAAUUAAAACGUCAUUGUACAUAUCCAAGAAAAAGAGGGACUAUUGUCAAAAAAAAACGCAGCACUGCGUUGAAAAAAAAAUUGAAAAAAAACGAAAUUCAAAAAGAAUAAAUCUUCCCUUUUUUUCUAAAAAUAAAUUUAGAGGUGAUCGGUUUCGUGAUAUCCAAUUGUUUUUUAGCUUACUGUACAAAAGAUGAAAGAACAGAGAUAAAAGAAUCUUUUAGUAAGAAAAAAGAGAGUAAAAGAAAAAACCUUAGUAUUAAAAAAUAAACUCAGUGGAGUUGGAGAGAUCAAGGUGUGUCGAUCAUGCCGAUCUUUCCCUUUUGAAGGAAUUUUACAACAACUCGCAAACGAUCAACGAAUUCUUAAGAGACUCAUAGAAAUGAAAAAAAAUGUCUUGAUGAUCAAAUCACCUUGAUCUUGGCCCUUUUUGCCCAUCAAACUCCACUGAGUGACCUAAAUGAAAGUAAAAAAAAAAAUAAAGUAAAUUUAAAGAAAAAAAAUGCAUUCAUUGUAUUAAAAGUUCUUCCGAUAAGAGCAAAUAAAGUAGCAAAGAAAUCAAAGAACAAUUAGAUGAAGAGAAAAAAAUAAAACAGAUAUGAAGAUAGAAAAUAUUUCUGAGAAAAAAAACAUGAGCUAACAAACAUAUUUGAUAAAUGUAUAUGGUACUUUAUACAUUGCAUAGAAAUAGAAACAAGAUAAAAAAAACUCAAAAAGAUUGAAUAAAUCACGUGAAUUAGCAAAGAAAAUAGAAUAGAAAAUGUAAAAUUUUAGUGGUUGACUGGAGUUGUAGAUUUGAACAGAGAGAUCACAAGACAGUGAAAAGAUCGCAUUGAGAAUUUCAAAAAAAAAAAUGUCAUGAAAUAAUAAUCUAAAACAAUAAAAUAAUGAAACGAAUUUUAUACACGCUGAAAAAUCAUAUGGAUGUGUUUUUUUGACUAAGAAAAUGUUGUAAGAAAAGAAAACCCUAAAAAAAUCAAAUGAAAUUUUUGUAACUGAAUGAAGAAAAAUUUUCUCACAAAAAAUUGCAAAAAAGAUUAAAAAAAAAUAAUUUUAUCUAAUGUGAAAAAAGGUAAAAAAAAAAACUAGUGAAAAUGGAAGGAUAAAACUUUGUGUGUUUCUAUACAAUAUAUUUGAUUUUCUAAGUAAAUGAAAAAAAAAAACUUAGGAAUAGAAACUUGGAAAUAAAAAAAAUGAUGUAAGAGAAGAAUUUUAAGAAUAAUUUUGAAAGUAUAUUGUAUUAAUCGAUUUUUAAUAAAAAAAAUGGAAAAAUAGCUGAGAAAAAUGAAAAAAAAAGAAUUUUAAUAUAAAUGAAAAAGCUGUAGUUUUUAGCAUUAUUAAAAUUUAAGAAAUAAAAUGUAAGUUUUAAGUGAAUGCGUGCAUAAAAUGUGAAAAAAUCCACAUAAUGUGAAGCCAAAAGCAAAAAUUUAAUUUUGCUACUUUUUUAUUCUUUUGUUUUCUUUUUUACAUUUUUUUUCUCUUUAACAUCCAAAACCGAAGCCGAAACAUUCAGGUGUGGAAAAAUCACAGAUUUUUCCCAUCAGAAAAACUAUUAUUUACACACACACAGAAAAAACUCUUGACUUAAUAUAUGUAUGUAUGUAGCUCUCAUUCAUACAUGUUGUACAUACGUAUUUAUUAAAUUAAAAAGAAAGAAGAAAAAAGAAAUGGAAGAAAACAUGAAAGAAAUGUUACGUUUUACAUUAAAAAUGAAAUAAAAGAAAAAUAAUUUAAAAAAAAAAAACAUGGAAAGAGAAGGAAAAAGUAACAGGCAUUAAUGUAGCAAAAAAAUGUGUGUAUUAAAAGAGAAAUAUAAAUUUAUUAGUUCUUAAAUUACUUAACUGGAGUAAAAAAUGUUUUCACUAUGUAAUAAAAAAAAUGCGAAGAUGAUAAUAAAAAAAAGAUCAUUAGAGAGAAAUUUUAUUGAUGAAAAAAGAGCAAAAGAGAAAAAUUCUACUUUAUUUCAAGAUUUCUUAAGUCUUUAAUUAAUUACUGUAUAAAAAAAUAGAAAAAAAUCAACGAUAUCUCGCCGACAUUGAAGCAAAAAAAAUGUGAAAAAAAUUAAGCUAAUUGUGAAGAAAAUUUAAGUAUUGUGAGCUGUAAGUUUGAUGAAAUCUAAUUGAAAUUUGUAACUGGGAGAUGACAUUUCCUCAUUAUAUAAAUUAGGUAAAUUGCUAAUUUUCCCCCCUUACCUUGUAAAUAUCAUUUUGCAACCCCUUCACUCUGUAUAGAUAGAAUAAAUUCUCAUUAAACUCAUAAUUUUGAUAAAAAAAAAAAGGAAAAAGAAAUUCUAUUAAUAAAUUGUCAUGUGUUUCGAGAGCUAUGCUUCCAUAAUAUAUUGUUAUAAUAUACUUUUUACCUCCAAUUUAUUGAUUGUAGAAAAUUUUGAGGAGAUUGUGUAUUUUUUAUUUGAAUCCUUUUUGGAUUGAAUUCUUUAUUAUUAAAAAUGAAAAAUUUGGCAAUGUGACGGCGAGAUAUUCUCAUAAAUUAAUAUUAGCUUAUAUUCUGCUCUGUGCAAAAAUAAACGUACGUUCCUGUUAAAAAAAAA